Molecule: messenger RNA, 1713 nt
Organism: Rotaria sp. Silwood1
Lineage: Eukaryota; Metazoa; Rotifera; Eurotatoria; Philodinida; Philodinidae
Source: the annotation of a GenBank genome assembly
AUGGAUUUUGAUUUAAAAGAAGUAUUUUCAAUUUUGGAUGAAAAUAAUGAGGGACAAAUUCAGUUACGUCGUUUUGUUGAUGUUGCUAAUAAUUAUUAUUCCGAUGCUGAACAACUUGCUAGAAUAACAAAAGCAUUAGAUCCAAAAAAAACUGGUUUUAUUAAUUUUAAUCAAUUUUGUCAUGGUAUUGCUCAAAUAAGUUCAUUACAAGGUGUUUCAUUAAAAGAUGUUGCAUCUGAUUUAACACGUCGUAGUCGAGAAAAUUCAUUAGUAGAAGAUUCUGAUCAACGUAGUUUGAAUCAAGACGGUAGUACAACAACUUUUAACGAGUACGACGUUGAAAGUGAAGAAGCAUCUCAUACUAACAAACUACAAUUAACAAACAACAAACUUAAUACUAAAAGUAAAAAUAUAAAUCAAAGUUUGAACAAUAGUCAAAAUAAUCAAUCGUUUUCACCAAUAUUGGAUUCAUCUGUUUUCGGUGACGAAGAAGAAUUCACUGGUAUAGCUGAGCCGAAUUCUAAUAAUUAUUCAACGGAUUUAAUACAUCCACGUGCUGGUACACCUCAACGUAUAGCUGAAGUAUUAAAACGAAAUAAUCCUUUAAAAUCAACAAUUCCAUCUGAAGAAAUUGAUCAACAAUUACAAGAAAGUGUUGAUGAAUUACAAAAAACUGUUGAAGAUUUAACUGUACAAAAACAGACAACAACUGAUCGUUUAACUAAAAUUCAAUAUGAAAAUACUGAUUUAAAAAAACGACUUUUAGCACUUGAAGAUCGUUUUCAAGAUCUUGAAGGACAACAAUCAAGUACAACACGAAGUGAACAACAAAAAUACGCUGAAUAUAUUAAUCAAAAAGAUCGAAGUUUUUUACAAGAAAAAGAAACUCUACAAACAAGAAUUAAUGCAAUUGAAACUGAACUUAAACAAACACAAACAACAAAUGGACAAAUGAAAAAAGACGUUAGACAAUUAAAAGAGAAACUUGAAGAUGUUGAUCAUCAAUUACAUGAUAGUCAACUUCGAUGUAAUGAUUUAGCUGAAGAUAAUGAAAAAUUAUUAGAACAAUUACGUCUUCAACGUCAACAACUUGAACAAGAAAAAUUACUAAAUAUACAACUUGCUGAACAAUUAUCAUCGGACUCAUCACGUAAAAACUUUUCUCAUACAUUAUAUAAUACAGAAAAUAUUAUAAAAACUACUGAAAUACGUAUUCAAGAUCUUGAUGCACAAGUUCGAGCAUUAAAACUCGAAAAUGAAAAACUUAAACAUGAAAAUGACGAAUUACGAGAACGUGCUGUUGCAAUUGGUAUUGAUGAAGGUCGACGAUUAAUGUCUAAUCAAAGUUCAUUAUCAUAUGCUGCUGAACUUGAAGUUCUAUCAAAAGAUGAGUUAAUGAGCAAAUUAAGAGAACAAUUAUUGGCUAGUGAUCGUCUUCGAGAAUAUAUUGAACGAAUGUUAACUGUAAUCAUCGAAAAUAGUCCUCAAUUACUUGAAAUUACAAUGAAUGCUGGUACACAUGGAGGUUCAUUAGGAAUGCCAUUAAAUUUAACAAUGAAUCAACAAACACAAUCAUUAAAAACAUCAUCAAAAGAAAUAGAAAAUAAAUCUAUUCCUUCUGAACCAUUAAAAGCUACUGAAUCAACUAAAAGUGAUUCAUUAUCUACAUCGACUACAACAAAACAAUCAAAUGACAAGUAUUGUCACCUGUAA